AUGGUGGUGACCCAUCUCUCUCUGGAGCUGCGUUUCCAGGGGAAGAAGCUGAGGGGCUUCAGGUGUAAACUGACCCGCUCUGCACACGGUUUACUGUCCGAGAGCUCAUGGAGCAUCGCAGCCCAGAUCCUGCUGCCCUACCUGGUGUCCGGGCUGGGUAUGGUGGCCGCCGGGAUAGUCAUGGAUGGAGUGCAACACUGGGAGGUGUUCAGGGAGAUCUCCGAGGUGUUUAUCUUGGUGCCGGCGCUGGUCGGGCUGAAGGGGAAUCUGGAGAUGACAUUGGCAUCCAGACUGUCAACAGCAGCGAACACAGGGCAGCUGGACGAGGCUGAGCAGCAGUGGAGGAUGGUGCUCUGUAACCUGGCUCUCAUUCAGGUGCAGGCCACAGUGGUGGGCUUCCUGGCGGCCAUUGCUGCCGUGUGUCUGGGGGCUUUGACCCGGGGGGGGGUGGACAUGACUCAGGCUGCCAUCCUCUGUGCCAGCAGCGUCACCACGGCUUUCAUUGCUGCGCUGACUCUAGGUUUGGUGAUGGUGGCGGUGAUUCUUGGAUCCAGGAAGAUGGGCAUCAACCCGGAUAACGUGGCCACGCCCAUCGCUGCGUCGCUGGGAGACCUGAUCACUCUGUCUCUGCUCUCUGGGGUCAGCAGCCUCUUCUUCUGCUACAGAGACGUGUGGUUCCUGCCUCCUGCAGUUUGUCUCUUCUUCCUGCUUCUCAUCCCGCUCUGGGUCAUUAUCGCCCGUCGCUCUCCACCAAUCAGUGAAGUCCUGAAGUCCGGCUGGCAGCCAGUCAUCAUGGCCAUGUCUAUCAGCAGUAUUGGUGGUCUGAUUCUGGAUAAGACGGUGAGCAAUCCAAACUUUGAAGGGAUGGCCGUGUUCACUCCCGUCAUCAACGGCGUAGGGGGAAAUCUUGUUGCCAUUCAAGCCAGCAGGAUGUCCACGUACCUUCACUGCUGGACUGUUCCUGGAUCUGUUCCCGUUACGAUGAGUGGAAACUGUCCCGGACCCUUUGCUACCCUCUGCUCCUCAGAUGUGAACUCCAAAUCGGCGAGAGUCCUGGUUCUCUUCGUGGUCCCGGGUCACCUGCUCUUCCUGUUCACCAUCCACCUGCUGCAGGGGGGCCACAUCGCCAUGACGACCACCUUCAUCAUCUGCUACCUGUGUGCAGCGCUGCUUCAGGUGGUGAUUCUGCUGAACGUGGCCGGCCUGAUGGUGCGCUGGCUCUGGAGAAGAGGUCUGGAUCCGGAUAACUUCUCCAUCCCGUACCUCACGGCUCUGGGAGACCUGCUGGGGACGGGCUUCCUGGCUCUGAGCUUCAGACUCAUCCAGAUGUUCAAUUCUUCUGGGACUUGAGUUUGAAACAGACUCCAUGAGGGCAUUGUUCUCUAAAUGCAAGUGGGUUGAACACACUUGUAAUAAAGUCAUUAGGUUUAAGAAGGAUGGUGCUGAUUAAAAAACAAAGGAAAUUAGUAUGCUGUUAUAUUUGUGCCUCAAAACUGGGCAUCCAAAUUAGAUUUUCUUUCCUGAAAAAGGAUAGGAUUUUAUUUAUUUAUAGCAUUUUGCACGGAUAAACUACGAUUAUUUUGCUCAGAAUAUGCCUUUGUGCUCUGGAUUGAGGCACUGUGUAACUGUGUAGUGGAAAAGUGGCUGAAAACAAGACAGAAUAUGGUGAUGAAAGUGUGGACUUUUGAUUUCUAUAUUUGCUAAAUCACAGUGCAGUAGUUGUACUCUGAACCAAUCGAUACCCUCCAGCUUUGCUCAGUAGAAACAACAAGUUGGAUUACUGUAGAACAGCUGUUACCUGUUGACACAUCUGUAAACCUAUUGUCAGUCCUUAUGGUUCAGGUGUUUUGUAGUGAGGUUGUAUGAGGUACUAAUCCAUAGUCAGUGUCUAACAGACAGUAGAGGUGGUCAGCAACGUCAAAUAUGGAGAAGCAGACAGGAGUUACGGCACAUAAAUGUAUCAUUGCCACCUAAAAAACUAUAUUAUUUGAAAUGUAUGAUUUAUUUUUAAUAUCUUCACCUCUUUACCGACAGGGAACUGAACUGGUUUUCUUAAAAAGACCCUUAGACAGAGGGUGAAAAGAGGUGUACAGGCAGUAUGAGAAAAAUAAAGAGCUUUUUAAACAUUAAAGCAUGGCGACAUGAGACACUACAUACACAUAUGAACCUAACCAUGUGCUUAAUAGGGCCCUUUUGAAGUGAUAUUGAUCAUUUUAGGUAGCUGAAUUAGGUAUUUGUUAUGCUCCCUAGAAUCUGUCCUCCUGUAAAUGUUUAAUGUACUGCGUCUUUAUACUGUAGCAUUUUGUAACCACCACUCAAAGCGCUUUACAAAACACACUUUCACCCACUGAUGCAGAGACGACCAGACAAGGUGCCACAGUAGCAAUAAACACACACACACACACUUUCACCCACUGAUGCAGAGACGACCAGACAAGGUGCCACAGUAGCAAUAAACACACACACACACACACACACACACACACACACACACACACACAGAUGGCAGAGACGACCAGACAAGGUGCCACAUGCUCAUCAGUAGCAAUAAACACACACACACACACACACUCACACACACUGAUGACACGCCACCUGGAGCUCUUCGGGGUUCAGUUUCCCUCCUGUCUGCCUCUCCAAACUGCUGCAUGCCAACACUGACUAUAGAUAAGCACCCAAUACAGCCUCAAAAUAUCAGAAAUAUCCCUUUAAGGCAAUAAUUAUAUGUAACUGUGUGUAAAUGUAUCGUAACACAAAUCAGAUGCUGCACCGUCAUGAUGAAUGUUUAUUUUUUGUAGCCUAGGUUUGUGCCUUUUAAGCCGUAAUAAGCCUUUAUUGACUAGUAUUUGUAUGUUUUGUGCAGCACAGUUGCACUGAAUAUAGUCUGUUGUUCUAUUUUUGUCAAAUGAUUUAGUAUUCACUUUUAGAGAAAUGCUCGUCUUUACUGACCUGAAAAUGGCAUCCAAAAAUGGUAAUAGUCCUAUUUUCACAGUGACAUCAAGCGUGACUGUGGACUUUGCUUUUACAUUUGUAAAAAGGGAAAUCUAGGCAUAAUGUGUCGUUGAAAUAAAAAACUGAAUGCUGUACUCUGAAGGAUAUCUGUGUAGUGUGUCGAGUAUAUGGGAUGCUGUCUUUUAAAACUUAAACAGCUAAAUUCAAACCAAUAAACAAACGUUUUCUUUU
Molecule: messenger RNA, 3183 nt
Organism: Trematomus bernacchii (emerald rockcod)
Lineage: Eukaryota; Metazoa; Chordata; Actinopteri; Perciformes; Nototheniidae
Product: solute carrier family 41 member 3-like
Exons: 10
Coding region: 1-1350 (449 amino acids)
Biological process (GO): monoatomic cation transport
Cellular component (GO): plasma membrane
Molecular function (GO): monoatomic cation transmembrane transporter activity
Source: RefSeq, a predicted model, not a curated record